Diabrotica balteata is the source of this 6966-nucleotide messenger RNA. The record is from the annotation of a GenBank genome assembly. Lineage: Eukaryota; Metazoa; Arthropoda; Insecta; Coleoptera; Chrysomelidae.
AUGGUUGUGGAGAAUAAAGAAAAUCUUAAUAUGGACGAUGAAGAUACCAAUGACAAUGUAGACUACAACUAUAUUCAAGGAAACUUAUUGUCAACCGUUCCUCCUGGGGAAGAAAUUGUUAUUUCAGGUUUAUCGGGGACAUUUCCAGAUUCUACCGAUGUCUAUCAUUUUCAAGAUAAUUUGUUCAACAAAGUUAACCUGAUAUCGCCAAAUAAAAGAUGGACAUAUAAGCAUCCUGAAAUUCCUGAGGGCUCUGGUUCAGUUCCUUACAUUAAUAAAUAUGAUUCCGGAUUUUUUGGUGUACAUACAGCACAAGGCGAUGCUCAAGACUGUUCAAGCAGAAUUCUUCUAGAAAAAACCGUAGAAGCUAUUUUUGAUGCAGGUUUAAAUUUGGAAGACUUCGAAGGAACUAACACAGGCGUGUAUAUUGGUACAUGUUGCAAUGAAACCGAAUAUAGUAUAUUGGUUGAACAUUUUGGGCCAGACACAAAGAAGGGUUUUACUGGAUGCAUGCGAGCGACUUUUGCUCAAAGGAUAAGUUAUUUCUUGAAGCUUAAGGGUCCUGCAAUUCUAGCAGAUACAGCUUGUAGCAGUUCGUUGUUUGCUUUAGAAAAUGCAUAUAGAGAUUUAAGAUUGGGAUUAGUGGAUAGGGCUAUUCUGUGUGCAGCCAAUUUGAUUUUACAUCCCAAUAUUACUAUACAAUUUGCAAGGUUAGGAGUCUUAAGUCCGGAUGGCUUAUGUAAAGUUUUUGAUAAAACUGGUAACGGAUACGCUAGAGCUGAGACUGUAGGUGUGAUCAUCCUCCAAAAGAGUAAAGAGGCUAAAAGAAGAUAUGCAGACAUUGUUUACAUAAAAACUAAUUGCGAUGGUUAUAAGGAAGCAGGAAUCACGUAUCCAUCUGGUGAAGUACAACGGCAAUUAAUGAGAGAGGUUUAUAAUGACUGCAAUGUUAAUCCAUCUGAUGUCAGCUUCCUUGAAGCGCACGGAACAGGUACUUUUGUUGGUGAUCCAGAAGAAGGUGCAGCAAUUGACGACGUCCUUGCCAAAUGUAGAAAAGAUCCUCUUCUUAUUGGUUCUGUUAAAUCAAACCUUGGUCAUUCUGAACCUUCGUCGGGUUUCUGUUCAAUAACAAAAAGCAUAAUAGCAUUCGAAACUGGUUUAAUUCCACCUAAUAUUAACUACACUUGCCCAAGAGAUGAAAUUCUAGGUCUAGUAGAAAAAAGAAUGAUUGUUGUUACCGAGAAGAUGCCAUUUAAAGACAAAAGGGGAUUGAUUGGUAUUAAUAAUUUUGGUUUUGGUGGAGGCAAUUGCCACGUACUGUUAAGAGGUUAUCCUAAAGAAAAAAUUGACCACGGUCUACCAAACGACGAUAUACCAAGAGUAAUAUGUGUCAGUGGUAGAACAUCUGAAGCACUUUUGACGAUUUUCGAUGAGAUCAAAUCGCACACAUUGGAUGCUGAAUACGUUGGACUAUUGCAUAAUGUAUUUAGAAAACAAAUCUUAAACCAUCGCUGUAGGGGUUAUUCUAUAGUAGGAAAAUCUGGAGAAUUAUAUAGAUUUACAGGUUAUUCUUCUAUAAACAAGCCAAACUUAUACUUUGCUUUUGGUGAACUGAAUGAAUGGUUUGAGCUAGGAAAAUGUCUUAAAUUGAUACCUGCUUUUGCUGUUACUUUAGAAAAGGCACAUAAAAUUUUGCUUCCCAAAGGAAUUAAUAUCAAUGAUGCUCUCAAAGCACAUGAAUCAAGUACUAAAAAUCAAAUAUUAGGAAGUAUUUUGGUUCAACUUGGUGUAAUAGAUAUUUUCAAAAUUUUGGAAGUUCAGCCGAUAAACUGUUUUGGAUACUCUUUUGGGGAACUGCUAGCUGCAUACUUUGACGGAAUACUGACUUUUAAACAAACUCUCGAAUGCGCUUGUACUAUUAACGACGUAGUUGAGAGAAUAAAUGCUACUUGUAAAGGAAAAGAAAUAAAUAUUGCUAAUAAUAUAGUCAACAACCAAGUAAGCAGCAAUGUAUCCGCUUUAUUGGAUAAAUUUAGAGCAAACUUUGGAUCAGUAGAAUCUUCUUCAAUAAAAAAAGAAUUAGCGGCCAACUUAUCAGACAUUUUGAAAAAUCCUUCCAACGGAAAUUCCAAGAACAUUAAAACAGCCGAUUAUUUCAUCAAAGCUUUGGUUAACGGCAUUUCCAAUAAAUUGGAGCAUAUGAAAAGUAAUUCACUAGUGCUAAGUUUUGGUUCAAUUUCAAUAUUGGAUGAUGCUGAAGUUAUUCCGUUGGUUUCCAAACACGAGGACAACUAUUUAACCGGAUUUUUAAAAAUUUUGGGAAAUUUAUAUGUUAAUGGUUACAAUCCUCAGUUAGCAAAAUUAUACCCAGAAGUGUCAUUUCCUGUAAGUAGAGGUACAAGGAUGAUUUCACCGUUUAUUAAAUGGCAACAUGAACGUGAAUGGUUUAUACCAUCGUAUGAUGUAGAUCUGAAUAAUGCCGUUCAAUUUGGUUCAAGAUCGGUAGUUGUUCAGUUCGCUGAUCAAGAGUGGAGUUUUGUUCAAGGUCAUGUAAUUGACGGAAGAGCGCUUUUUCCAGCUACUGGAUAUUUAUGUUUAGUUUGGGACACCCUUUCCCUAAUACAAGGUAUUCCAGUUAAUUUAAAACACAUAAUUUUUGAAGACAUUAAAUUUUUACGAGCUACUACCAUACCUAAAACGGGGAAGGUAAUGUUUACAGUUUAUCUUAAUAUUAUAUCUGGUAAGUUUGAAAUUGUGGAAGGUGGAGUCCCGAUAGUAACAGGAAAAAUAUUUUCAAACGACGGAGAUGAUGGUACUUGUUACGGUGUAGAUGCAAUUGCUGAGAAUUCUAAUAGUUUAACGGGAAAAGACGUAUAUAAAGAGUUACGUCUACGAGGCUACAACUACAGUGGCGAGUUCCAAAAUAUCCAAGCAUUUAAUCCAUCGGACAACACAGGUCUUAUUAAGUGGACCGACAACUGGAUAUCAUUUCUGGACAACAUGCUUCAGUUGAAAAUUCUUACCACUGACACAAGGCUACUUUAUGUACCAACGUAUAUUUCCAGGCUAAAAAUACCAGCUAAAUCAGUACUUGAAUGGAUCAAUACAAGUUACUUGCAGAAGCAACUAGAGCCAAUUUUACCAGUUUACAUUAAUGACGAUACCUCUGAAAUAAAAUGCGGAAGUAUAGUAGUUCAAGGUCUUAUAGCAAGUUCAAUUGCCAGAAAGAAAGAUGUGGGAAUACCAGUUUUGGAAUCUCAUAUAUUUGUUCCAAACAUAACAGAAUUGGGACUAGAAGAAUCCAUGAGAGUUAAUCUUCAAAUUGUCUACGAAAACUUAUCAGCAAGAAAGUACAAAUGUAUCGAACUCAUAGACGAGUUUGUUACACAAGAAUGUACUUUACUUCCUCUAGUAGAAACAGCUUUAGGAGACCAACCACUCCUACAAGCAAUUGUUAAAAUAUUAGCGAAAAGUCGACCUGAAUAUAUUCCAGAAACCAUUGAAGUAGAAGAUACAGACCUGGAGACUGAAACUGAAUGCCAUUUAGUUAUUGGAUCCAAGCUGAUUGAAAGAAAAGAUGUUUUAACAAGUGCGACCAAGUGCUUAAAGGAUCAUGGUUUUCUUAUAUCUCGAGAAGACUUAAACUUUGAUAGUUCCAUUACUGAAGUAGAAGAUUUUACAGUAUUUACCGUGCACAAAACUCCUUUGGAAACGUUGGUUCUUCUUAAGAAAAAUUUCAAAAACAAAGAACUCAUUACCCUUGACGUAGAAAAAUCAGACGAUUUAUCGUGGAUUGAGGAAUUAAAGGAAAUUAUUAAAUCAAAAAAGAGUGAUAAUGUACUAAUCUAUGCUCAAAAUAAACCUUUGAGUGGAAUUAUGGGAUUAUUUAAUUGCUUAAAGCAGGAAGCUGAUAGUAGUUAUAUAAGAUGCCUCUUUAUGUUUGACAUCGAUAAGCAUUUUGACAAGGAUGAUCAAUUUUAUAAAACUCAAUUAGAUAAAAAUAUGGCAGUCAAUAUUUUUAAAGAUAACAAGUGGGGUACUUACAGACAUUUACUCUUAAAAAACCUAGACACUAUUGAAUCAGAACACUGCUAUGCAAAUAUCACCGUUCGAGGAGAUUUAUCCAGUUUAAGAUGGAUUGAAGGCAGUUACAAAUACGACAUGGUUGUACCUUCUGAAAAGCAAUUGGUGUACAUUCACUAUGCUUCUCUGAACUUUAGAGAUGUAAUGACGGCUACGGGAAAAAUAAACGCCGAUGUAAUAACUCAAGAUAGGAUUGAACAGGAAUGUGUUCAAGGAAUUGAGUUUUCAGGAUACACUGCAAAAGGUAAAAGAGUUAUGGGAUUGGUUACACACGGCGCUAUGUCUACCUUGAUGUUGGGUGAUGAUUAUUUACUAUUUGAUGUACCUGAUAAUAUUUCUUUAAAAGAGGCAGCAUCUCUUCCAACUGUAUAUACUACUAUUAUAUAUGGAUUGAUAGACAGAGUAAACAUCAAAAGAGGUUCUAGCAUUCUAAUUCACUCUGGAACAGGUGGUGUUGGCCAAGCAGCUAUAAGAUUGGCGUUACACUAUGACUGUAAUAUCUUCGUUACAGUAGGGACACAAGAAAAACGAGAGUACUUACUAAAAACCUUUCCACAAAUUAAACAACAACAAAUAGGUAAUUCACGUGAUACUUCCUUUGAAGCAAUGAUAAAGAAAUAUACAGGUGGCAGAGGUGUAGAUGUGGUUCUCAAUUCACUAGCGGAAGAAAAACUUCAAGCUUCGAUUCGAUGUUUGGCACCAGGAGGUAGUUUCGUAGAAAUAGGAAAAUUCGAUUUGGCUAACAAUAACGAAAUAAAUCUUUUACUUUUGCAAAAGGAAUGUAGUUUCCAUGGAGUCAUGUUGGAUCAAUUCUUUACUGAAACUCCGUACACAAAAAAGACAUUGGCUAAACUAUUUGAAGAAAAUGUUGGUAACUUUGUUCUUUCUUUACCAGUAACUUGCUUUAAAUAUGAUCAACUUGAGGAAGCAUUUAGAUAUAUGGGCAGUGGAAAACACAUGGGAAAAGUUAUGAUACAAAUACGAGAAUACGAGCAGCCACCUCAACCAGUCCCCGAAAAAUUCACGGGAAUACCCAGAUAUUUCUGCCAUCCAGAAAAAAGCUAUAUAAUCAUCGGUGGUCUAGGAGGAUUUGGAUUAGAGUUAGCUGACUGGUUAGUACUAAGAGGAGCCAAAAAUUUGGUACUUGUCUCAAGAAAAGGUGUCACUACAGGAUAUCAAAGUUUAAGAAUCAGUCUCUGGAAAUCGUAUGGUACAUAUGUCCAUAUAUCUCAAGACGAUGUUUGUACUGAAGAAGGUUGCAGAAAUCUACUGCAAACAGCCAAUCUAUUAGGAGACGUCCAUGCAAUCUUUAAUUUAGGUGUUGUUUUGGCGGACUCAGUUUUUGAAAAUCAAACUAUAGAGUCUUUUAAAACGUCACUUGGUCCAAAGGCCGUUGCGACACAAUAUCUGGAUAGGUUAUCAAGAGAGAUGUGUCCGAAAUUAGAAGAUUUUGUGGUUUUCUCAUCGGUCUCAUGUGGUAGAGGCAACGCUGGACAAACUAAUUAUGGAAUGGCAAAUUCUAUUAUGGAAAGAAUAUGCGAAUUAAGGAAAAAGGAAGGGUAUCCAGCAUUAGCUAUUCAAUGGGGAGCUAUUGGAGACGUUGGACUAGUAGCAGAAUUACAAGCAAAUCACAUGCAGCUAGAGAUUGGUGGAACUCUACAGCAAAAGAUUUCAAAUUGUCUAAAUGUUUUAAAUACAUUGUUAAGACAAAAAGAGGCCACAGUAGUUUCGAGUAUGGUGGUUGCCGAAAAACUUAGUGGUAUAGGUUCGUCUGAUAAUAUUGUCGACGUCGUAACUAAUAUAUUAGGUCUUACUGAUUCGAAGGUGGUAAGUCAUCAUGCAACGUUACCUGAAUUGGGUAUGGAUUCAGUAACGGGGGUGGAAAUUAAACAAACAUUAGAGAGGGAGUUUGAGGUUUUCCUUUCACCGAAGGAUCUGAAGACAAUGACUUUACACAAAUUAAAGGAAAUACAACAAACAAAUACCGUGACGUCAGAAGCUGACAAAUUUAGUGAUUUUAAUGCAAUAUUAUUUAAUAAUUUGACCGAAGAAGACGAAAAGAAUAUAAAAUAUAUUGAACUUGUACUACCUACAAAGUCGGAAGAAAAUGGAAAGAGCGACACAGUUCUUCUUUUCCCUGGUAUUGAUGGGUUUGCUAAAACCUUUAAUACUUUGGCAUCUCAACUAACAGCUCCUGCCAUCUCCUAUCAAUAUUGGGAUUGUGUGGAUUACGCAAAUGUUCAAGUACUGGCCGAAUCAUUAUUACCGAAAGUAGAAGAUCGCAUAAACAAAAAUAAAAAGUUUAAAAUAAUAGCUUAUUCUUUUGGUUCCGCAAUAGCCCUAGAGGUUGUACAUUUACUAGAAAACAAAGGAUACAUAGGAGAUGUAAUAAUAAUAGAUGGUGGCCCGACAUUUACAAGCAAGAUAACACAACCUUUUAAGGCACUUUCAGAAGGAGAAUAUCAAACAUCUCUUAUGUGCUAUUUACUAACAUCGUCUGUAACCAGCGAUAUUAUUUUAAAACAACAGGAAAACAUAUUCAAAUGCAGUACGUGGAAUGAAAAACUUGAUUUUUGUUUAGAUAUUUUGAAACAAAAUAAUUUUUCCGAAGAAUCGAUAGCCUUCAAUAGGUUCCUAGUCAACGGAAUUUACAAUAAAACACAAUUAGCUAUGAACUAUGUGCAGUCGUUUACAAAAGUUAAAUCAAAAAUAACUCUUAUCGUACCAGAAGAGACAAUAAUACCGGAUAUUGAACCUGACCGCGGAGUACCAAGCAUUGCUGUAAAUGAAGUGGACAUAAUAACGGCCAAGGGAAACCAUGUUUCUGUAUUAGAAGGCGAAGAGAUAGGAAAUAUUGUUAAUUCAAUUUUAAAUAAAAAUUAA